AUGAAAUUAUCCGAUAACUAUGUUAUUGACACGUUUAAAGAUGAAACCGUAUCGAAAAAUAACCAUUUUAAUUGUGAAGAACGAUAUUUCGUUAUUGUAUUUUAUGGCCAAGCAUCAUUGAUAACCUCGAUCACUAAAGAUAAAUCCAGUAUACAUACUGAUACGGUACAAAACACACAGCACUUAAAAGGCCGUUCUGACGGCCAACAAAUAUUAUUCGUAUGGCAAGCAAAGACCACUCAAUGGCUUGCACAUAACUUACAUGAAUAA
Messenger RNA from Macrosiphum euphorbiae (potato aphid), 270 nucleotides. Lineage: Eukaryota; Metazoa; Arthropoda; Insecta; Hemiptera; Aphididae. The record is from the annotation of a GenBank genome assembly.